UUCAUCUCUCUCUCUCUCUUCCUUGAUGAUCAUUCUUGAAGUUAAACCCUCGAAUUGAUCAUUUCUGUUGCUUGAAAUGGACAGAAAUUCAAUCCCACAAGGUCUCACUCCAGAUGAAUUCUCUGACCUAAAACCCUUAAUUAAUGCCUACCACAUGUUCGACAAAAUGCCAAACACAUGCACCUCCCUCGUCACGCAGCGCAUCGACGCCCCCGCCCACGUGGUCUGGCCUUUGGUUCGCCGAUUUGAUAACCCACAAAGGUACAAGCAUUUCAUCAAGAGUUGCAGCAUGAUUGGUGACGGCGGCGUCGGGAGUAUCCGGGAAGUCACCGUCAUCUCCGGCCUACCAGCCUCCACCAGCACCGAGAGGCUCGAGAUUCUCGACGAUGAAAAGCACAUCUUGAGUUUUCGUGUCGUGGGUGGAGAGCAUCGGUUGAAUAAUUAUCUUUCUGUUACUUCUGUGAAUGAAUUCAAGAAAGACGAAAGGGUUUACACCAUUGUUUUGGAAUCUUACAUUGUUGAUAUACCAGAUGGGAAUACGGUGGAGGAUACCAAGAUGUUUACGGAUACAGUUGUGAAAUUGAAUCUUCAGAAGCUGGGUGUGGUGGCCAUGGCUUCUCUGCAUGGUAAUGGAUGAUUGUCAUCACGGCGGCGACGGUUGGCGGUAGCGGUGGUGGUGGGCCAGGUGAGGAUUCUACCACCCAAAAAAUCAAGAUUCUGAUGGGGUGGGUGUUGUAGGUUUAAUUAAUUAGUAAAGCCUUUUUGACUUCUUAAUUUCUUUAAUUGUUGAAUCAAAUAAAUUUGGGAGAUUUAGUAUUAGAAAUUAGUUUUUU
Cynara cardunculus var. scolymus (artichoke) is the source of this 833-nucleotide messenger RNA. Its product is annotated as abscisic acid receptor PYL2. The transcript has a single exon. NCBI's taxonomy places the organism in Eukaryota, Viridiplantae, Streptophyta, Magnoliopsida, Asterales, Asteraceae. Gene Ontology annotation, biological process: abscisic acid-activated signaling pathway. The record is from RefSeq and is a predicted model, not a curated record. Gene Ontology annotation, molecular function: protein phosphatase inhibitor activity; abscisic acid binding; signaling receptor activity. The coding region runs from base 77 to 637 and encodes 186 amino acids. Gene Ontology annotation, cellular component: cytoplasm; nucleus.